AUGACAAUUACUCUCAGCGAAACUCAGCAUCUUCCUCCCACACCCGCAGAGGUGCGCGAGCAUACUUCCCAAGAAAGUGACGACUACGGAAAGUAUCAUCCUGCCCACCCAAAGGACCUGAAUCUUGAAUCAAACUUUGGACCCAUGGCCCCUGAUCAAAUUGGGUACCUUCAGCCUACUUCCAGGGAAACCCCAAUUGAUCUCAUGCGCGAACGGUUUCAACGUGAUGGAUAUUUAUUCGUGAAAGACCUUCUUCCUAAAGAGAAAGUGCUGAAAUGCCGACGACGUUAUUUCGAGCACAUGGCCUCCUCGGGCCUUCUCAAAGACGGCACAGACCCGGUAGAAGGAAUAUUCAGUGACAAAGACAGUCGGAAGUUCCUUCCGCCUGGAAACCUACGACGGCUGUUCGGUCUGAAAGAUGAUGAAGAGUCAGACAAGUACCUCGAGUUAAUGAUCAGCGCCCACGAGGCAGACUUCUAUCUCGAAUUCUGCGAGAUCGAAGAGCUCAGGGCCUUUAUCAGACAUUUUACCGGAUGGGAAGACAUCACGAUGCUACAAAGAACCCUCCUCCGAGCCUUUGUCCCCGAUAGCGAACUAACCCCCGUUCACUUCGAUCAAAUGUACCUUCGAGCAGGUCCGCCGACAAGUUUGACGGCAUGGGUUCCGAUUGGCGAUGUCUCCCUGGAAGGAGGAGGGCUCAUGUACUUGGAGAACUCUGUCGAAAUCGGGCAACAGACGGAGGCAGAGUUUGCUCGAAAUGCGAGCAACCUGACCGACGAGGAGCGUGUUUCGGCGUUUAAUAAGAAUAUGAACGACGGUGGGUUCUUGAGCCGUGACACCGUAUCGUACGGGCAGAAGGCUCAGAGAAAAUGGUUGAUUACCGAAUAUGAGGCGGGAGAUGUGAUCUUUCAUGACCCGUUCCUGGUGCAUGCCAGUUGCAAAAACAAGGAUCCUGAACGGCGCAUUCGAUUGGCAACGGACCUGAGAUUUGUUGAUUCUACUAAACCAUAUGAUAAGCGUUGGAUGAAGGUGUAUAGGCCACUUGAUGGUUUGUAG
This is a messenger RNA of Aspergillus melleus, 1056 nucleotides long. RefSeq names its product phytanoyl-CoA dioxygenase family protein. The coding region runs from base 1 to 1056 and encodes 351 amino acids. The transcript has 3 exons. Lineage: Eukaryota; Fungi; Ascomycota; Eurotiomycetes; Eurotiales; Aspergillaceae. The record is from RefSeq and is a predicted model, not a curated record.